AGACAAAGAAAAAGAAGAUAUCCAUGGCGAUGGUGAUAUUUCAGAGGUGGCUGAGAGAGAUGAACAAGUUGUGCACCAAGUGCAAAGAAGCUGCAGCCUCUUUGUGUUCUUUUGGAGGGUUGACGACGAUGGAGCCUCGACUCGAAAGCCUCCUAGUAAUUAGCAUCCCACCGUUGUUGACUAACAUUCUCCUCGCUUCAUUCACCUGCAUCAUCGCAUUAGGAGGAGCUGCGGUGGGGACGGUGGUCGGAGCGAUGAAGGGUCAGACGACGGAGACGGGCUUCCUCCGUGGCUCCAUCAUCGGUGCGGUGGCAGGCGCCAUCACCUCUGUUCAACUCCUCGAGUCCAUUGCCGACGGCGAGCCAUUGUCCAAGGUGGCGUUACUGAACAGCGUGGUGAAUGGAAAGGUUUUCAUGGAAUGGGUAGGCCCAGCUGUGCUGAAAGCUUACCAGUUUCAGAUGAGAGCCAUGGAAGCUACUUACAGAGAGAUGGCUGCUGACAUCUACGACACCACUGCUGCUUCUGGCUUGCCCGAGCAUUGCAUUCAGAGUCUGCCUCAAUUCACAUUCUCAAGAAGCAGCAGCCAAUUAUUACUCUGCUGCUCGAUCUGCUUGCAGGAUGUGGAAGAAGGUGAUGUGAUGAGAAAAGUGCAGAGUUGUGGACAUUGCUUCCAUUUGGAGUGUGUUGAUAAAUGGCUGGUUAGAAAUGGCUCGUGUCCUAUGUGCAGGACGACUGACUUGUGUACUACUGAUGACAACUUUGAUCAUGAUCACUUGUAA
This is a messenger RNA of Linum tenue, 779 nucleotides long. The record is from the annotation of a GenBank genome assembly. NCBI's taxonomy places the organism in Eukaryota, Viridiplantae, Streptophyta, Magnoliopsida, Malpighiales, Linaceae.